Molecule: messenger RNA, 647 nt
Organism: Gossypium arboreum
Lineage: Eukaryota; Viridiplantae; Streptophyta; Magnoliopsida; Malvales; Malvaceae
Exons: 4
Coding region: 97-465 (122 amino acids)
Source: RefSeq, a predicted model, not a curated record
UCUGGCUUGGAUACAUCUAAUUUGGUUCUUUCAUUUUAGUUUUCACUUAUCUCCAAGCGAGAAGUAUUUAGUGAAAUCUAAACUGAAGGAUCAAAUAUGUAUCGUUUUCGGAAAUUGUUGAAAGGAGAAAGUUCAUGUAAGAAACUUGGGAAAAAAAAAGCUUCUUCAUCCUGGCUUGGGGUCAUGACAGGUGACAUUGAAGGAAAAAGGGCAAGUAGUAGAAAAAAGCUGUACAAAUCCAGCAUUCAGAAAGCUAAAAGAAUUCUUCGGAUUAAAACUGGAUUGGCCAAUAAAAGAGUGAUGGUUGAAUCAUUAAUGGCAUCCAAACAAGAUGCGGCCAAGACUGUGGCAAGCCUAAGGUCUCUCAACAUGAGAAGGAAUGAGCUAAGGGAUAAGCUGAAUAGUGCAAUCGAUGACUUGGUGAGAUGGCGAGCUUUGGAGACUUGGUUGAUGGGUUUCCUUUGAAGUAGAUAGCAAAGUGACUUUCAAGGAUAGAUAAGUUUUAAUCGUAAUAGGUUGUUCCCAUUCUGUUUAAAUAUGUUUCUUUUUGGUCAAUCUCUAAGAUUCCUGGCUUUGUGUUAUCUAUACUUCUUGUUGGGUGAUGUUUGGUAUCGAUAUCCAAUAAAUUUGUUUCGCUCUUGGUUUAA